Eucalyptus grandis is the source of this 1100-nucleotide messenger RNA. RefSeq lists its product as uncharacterized. NCBI's taxonomy places the organism in Eukaryota, Viridiplantae, Streptophyta, Magnoliopsida, Myrtales, Myrtaceae. The record is from RefSeq and is a predicted model, not a curated record. Bases 188 to 814 code for a protein of 208 amino acids. The transcript has a single exon.
UCUUGCUCCUCUCCAUGCCUAAACCACUGACUUAUCUCUUGAACCAUUCUUGAGCAGACUUUGACAAUCGCUCUCUGAUUUCGCGCACCCGCCACCGCAAUUUCUUGAACUGAUCAUCGAGUUGCUCUCUUGAGGUUCUCUUUUCAGUUUCUGUCCUCUUCCAGAUUCAGUGGACCAUUUCGAGAAGAUGAAGAACAAGGUAUCUACAAUGCUGAAGCAGAUGCUAGCGGCCUUGUCGGCGAUGGCCAAGUCGAAAUCGGGGGCUCUCAGGAGGAAGACGGACGCCCUCCGGACCCGCCUCAUCAUCUUCUCGCUGUUGCACCACGACAAGAAGUUCUUUGUCAGCACCCUCUCUCACAAGCUCCAGAACCUCCUCUUGCAACACCACCACCACGAGGAGAAGCCCCACGAGGAGGCCGACGAUGCCGACCUGGCGGCGGAGCAGCCGAGCGAGAAUGACAUUGUUAGUUACUGCACCAGUGAAGCCCUGGUGCACGAGCCGAUGCCUGUUCCGACUCACUGCGAGCCGGCCAAAUACGAAGAAGAAGAAGAUGGUGGUGGUGAUGAUGAAGAUGACAAGAAGUGCCUAGAUCUGACACACACGUUGUUUGACGAUAGCGAUGACUCGUCGUCGGGUGGGUCGGUAAUCGAGUUGGCGAGGCACUCCAGGGAAGACAGAGGAGAGGAGUUCGUGCUGGAGAACGAGAUCGACCACGUCGCGGAUCUGUUCAUAAAGAGGUUCCAUCGGCAGAUGAAGUUGCAGAACAUGGAGUCUCUCAAGAAUUACCAGGAGAUGCUCCAAAGAAGCGUCUGAUUAUCGACCGUCGUCAAGGAUUAACCGUUAUUUCAUAAUGGCAUGACUUCAUGUGCAGUUGUAUCUAACGUUUAAAAAGAGGAAGAUGAAGAAGAAGAUCAAUCUUGCCAAUAACAAAGUUAGUCGGCAGUUGUUGUUUUGGUCUCUUUAAUUUUGUUUUUUGCCUCUUAUAUUGAGAGAUUACGAAUAUCUUCUGGUCGGUUUUUGGAUAAAAGCCAGAGGAGGUGUUGUAAUUUGGCCUUUGACCCAUAUAAUAAGACUGAGCUCUUAUGGAGACUUGCACUUC